CAGAAUGUAUGAUAGAAGAGAGUCAUUAGAAGUCACCUCUCCAGAAAAAUGAGAAUGUAUGAUAGAAGAGAGUCACCUCUCCAGAAGAAUGAGUAUGUAUGAUAGAAGAGAGUCACCUCUCCAGAAGAAUGAGAAUGUAUGAUAGAAGAGAGGCAUUAGAAGUCACUUCUCCAGAAGCUGCUUAAUGAGAAGGGUGUAAAACUAUUAAGACAGUCAUCAAAGUGGUGGAUGCAUCAUCUCCAGACCAGGACUACUUGACAAGGUUGAAGAUGCAAGAAGAGGUUUCUCCUUCCUCUGGGUACAGUCUACUGCUCUCGGUGCUGUGUGCCCUGGUGGCCAUCUAUAUCUUUAAGUGGCUCCAGCUUUGGAUCCUACCCAGAUGGCUUGAGGCACAUCACCCCCCUGGCCCCUUUCCAUGGCCCAUCAUAGGCAAUGCCCUGCAGUUGGGCAGCUCUCCUCACUUGGCAUUUGUACAACUAGCCAAAAAGUAUGGGGAGGUUUUCCAGAUCAAGUUGGGGAGUCAAAAAGUGGUGGUCCUGAAUGGAGACAAGGUGAUCCGACAUGCUCUACUGCAAAAAGGAGCAGACUUUGCCGGUCGACCAGAUUUUGCCUCCUUCAAGGUUGUGUCGGGGGGCAGAAGCCUGGCAUUUGGGCUCUACAAUGAGAGGUGGAAGGCUCAUCGCAAAAUUGCCCAGUCCACGGUAAGAGCCUUCUCCACUUUGAACGUGGACACCAAGAGAAGAUUGGGGCAACAUGUCCUGAAUGAGACCCAUGACUUGAUCCGACUCUUUUCUGCCCUGGGAGAGGAAGGCAAAUACUUUACCCCUGGAAGACACCUUGGGGUGGCAGUGGCUAAUGUCAUGUGUGCAGUCUGCUUUGGCAAGCGCUAUAGCCACCAGGACUUAGAGUUCCAAGCUCUGGUAAGCAACAAUGACAAGUUCAGCAGGACCGUGGGGGCGGGGAGCCUGGUAGACGUGAUGCCCUGGCUCCAGCGCUUCCCUAACCCAGUCAGGACUGUAUUCAGUGACUUCCAGCAGGUCAAUGGAGAAUUCUACAACUUUGUUUAUAGAAACUUUACAAGGCAUCUCAAGACAGCAGUGUGGGGAGUCAACAGAGACUUACUGGAUGCCUUCAUCCACAUCUUGGGAGAAGUCAAUGGGAAAAGUAUUGUCACAAGCCAAGACCCAAUAGAAAAGAAAAAGGAGGUGAAGAAUGGUUAUACAGGGCUUCAUCUGCUAGAGACUGAGCACAUCCCAGCCACAGUGUGCGAUAUAUUUGGUGCCAGCCAAGACACCCUGUCUACUGCCCUGCUCUGGCUCGUUUUCUACCUUAUCAGGUACCCAGAAAUUCAGAAGAAGAUGCAACAAGAAGUGGAUAAGGUCAUCGGAAGAGAUCGCUUGCCCUGUGUAGACGAUCAGUCCAGUUUGCCGUAUAUCAUGGCGUUUCUUCAUGAAUUAAUGCGCUUUAGUAGCUUUGUUCCUGUCACCAUUCCUCAUGCAACCACACAGGACACAAACCUCAUGGGUUACAAUAUUCCCAAAAACACUGUGGUAUUUGUCAACCAGUGGUCAGUCAAUCAUGAUUCACUGAAGUGGUCAAACCCAGAAGAAUUUGACCCAUCAAGAUUCCUGGAUGAUUUGGGAUUUCUCAAUAAAGACAUGGUGAGCAAGGUGAUGAUCUUCUCCGUCGGUAAGAGAAGAUGUAUAGGAGAAGAGCUAUCAAAGAUGCAGCUGUUUCUCUUUGCAUCCAUCUUUGCUCAUCAAUGUACAUUUACUGCUAAUCCAGGAGAAAGUCUGAACCUGCAAUGUGAAUAUGGAUUGAGCAUCAAACCGAAGCCAUUUAGCCUCAGGAUGAGCCUCCGGGAUGGUAAUAUGGACUUACUUAAUAGUACAGUCCAAAAAUUGAUGACAGAAGAGUAAAAUGAUAGCGAUGUCCAUCAGACAUGGGAUUUAUUAUUACUGGGAACAACAUGCUGCAUUGACACUUAUAUUUCUGAUUCCUUUCCAGAACAGUAGUGGACGUGUUUAACUAUACACAACAUAUAUCUUAACAAUGUUACAGCAAUGCCAUAGAUCUUCCUAUCAUUACACAUAAGGUUAGGUUUCUACACAAGUUUUUUUCUGGCGUUUUUUUGUAAAAAUGCCACUGUGGUUUUUGAGCCAAAGUCAAAAGUGGAUCCAGUAAGAAGAAGUGUAAGUCUUUCCUUUUUUAGAUUUUCUUUUCCUCUUGAAUAUACUUCUGGCUUUGGCUAAAAAAAACUGCAUUGGCAGAUAUCCAAAAAAAAAAAGGCCAGAAAAAACCUGUGUGUAAACCUACUGUAAUGAUGAUUUCUGGUUACCAGAAGCCCCGCCCCCUCAUCGCGGCUGGCAUGCCUCCUCCCAUAGACUUGCAUUGAGGGAGUGGGGCGUGACACCAUGAGGGGACGGGGCUAUGACGUCACUGGCUCCUGGCGCUGGCUCUAAGCAUUCAGAACAUUUUGUUCCAAAAGCUGAGCAACGGAGUACCCCUUUUAAGUUCUCUUUAUGUUCGUAUGUCUUGAAACUAGCAACUUCUGCCUGUAACAAAUAUUAAGAGUCAGAGUUUGUUCUUACUGGAACAUGUCAAAAGUCUGUUGUAUUCAAGAGUAUUUAAAAUUGUUACUUACUAUUCCCAUCCAGACAGUUUAGUUUCGACUUUUGCAAAACAAUUUAGACACACGCUUAAAAAAACCUCAAAACUAAACAGAUUUGUUAUUGAUAAUAUGCUGGGGGGGUUUCAAAAUCUAAAAGUGGUCAGAAACAUUCAACAGAACUGUGAAGGUAGGGCAAAUUACUUUGGGUUUGUUUGUUUAUUUGGCAUUAUAUCAGUAAAUCUGGUGAGAAAACCCCAGUUGAAUAAAACCUAAAUAGGGAAGAAACAUACGUAAAUCUUGGGCUUGGCCAAUAUUAGGCAGUCAGUUCUUUAGGGGGUUCUUGGCAUGUACUCUUGUUUUACCCAUUUCCAUUAUAGUUGUUGCAAAAUGUAUGAUCAUAACCAGAGUUGGGCUCCGUUUCUUUGGGGCUUAAAGAGUACCUGCCACCAAGUAAAGAGGGAUUAGGUUCUUUUUGAGUUAAUCCUUUGUAAAGUCUGUGUUGUGACCACAAGAGAAAAUAAAAUCCGGCACUGCCACUGUGCGUCCUA
This is a messenger RNA of Hyla sarda, 3159 nucleotides long. Its product is annotated as cytochrome P450 1B1. Bases 270 to 1919 code for a protein of 549 amino acids. The record is from RefSeq and is a predicted model, not a curated record. Gene Ontology annotation, molecular function: heme binding; iron ion binding; oxidoreductase activity, acting on paired donors, with incorporation or reduction of molecular oxygen. The transcript has 3 exons. Lineage: Eukaryota; Metazoa; Chordata; Amphibia; Anura; Hylidae.